CACACGUCUCUGUAAUGGGGAGGAGAUGUGCAGUGAGGGGGAGGCGGAGUAUAUAUCCACUCUGCACUGUAAUAACGCGUUUGAUGCUGCUGGCAGAAAACCCUUCAGUAACAGGCACACCGAUAAUUUCCACCCACUUGUAGGUGUAAAAUAUUUGGAGGAUAUACAGUGAAGCCAUGGUUCACCGGUCUAUAGGGCUGCUGGUAUUGUUUUCUCUACAGAGCUCAGCACUCAACUCCCAAAAUGGCUCCGUGCCCUUCCUGCGGACUUUCUCUGCUCACUUUGUAACAGUCACUGAUGAGCCUUUCGACUACAUUGACCUGCCUGUGUUGGACAGUUUGAGAGAUGGCGAUGGGUCUGGCUCAGGGUCGGAGCAGGAUGCGGUGAAAACACACGGCCCACGCCGCCAUCCCCAGAAGCAUUAUUUUGUCUCCGAGGAAACUAAAGGUUUUCUCCAGGGUCACCUGGCAACAAGCUUUGUCCCGACCGUUUACAUGCUCAUCUUCAUUAUCAGUGUGCCCCUCAACCUUGUUGCCGUGGUGAUGUUUGUGCAUCCCGUCCGUCCCAGAAAACCGGCGGUGAUCUACAUGCUGAACCUGGCCUGCGCUGACCUGCUGUUUGGCCUCCUCCUUCCCUUCAAGAUCGCCUACCAUUACAAUGGCAACAACUGGAUCUAUGGCUCCUUCAUGUGCAGAGUUGUCACAGCAGCUUUCUACUGCAACAUGUAUUGCUCUGUCCUGCUCAUGACGUGUAUCAGCAUUGACCGUUUCCUGGCUGUGGUUUACCCCAUGAACUCGCUGACGUGGCGCAGCCCUCAGACAGCUACAGCUGUGUGUGCUGCCAUGUGGCUGUUGGCCCUCGGAGGAGUAUCCCCUCUCCUCAUCUCAGGGCAAACCAUCUAUUUGCCAGACCUGGGCAUCACCACCUGCCAUGAUGUGCAGGAUGUGGAUAAACUACAAGCCUACUAUCUUUACUUCUUCCCCAUCUACUCCUCCGUCUUCUUCUUCAUCCCUCUUGUCUUCACUGCCGUCUGUUACGUACGUAUUAUUCAGGCUCUGGCAGCAGCCAACGUGGAGAACCGCUCCAGGAAGACUCGAGCUGUGGUGAUGGCUGUGAUCGUGCUGGUGGUGUUUGUGGUCUGCUUCACCCCCACCAACAUCAUCCUGAUGGUUCACUAUGUUCAGCUGUCUCACAAGUCCAGUGACAGUUCCUACCAGGCGUACCUGCUCUCCAUGUGUGUUGGCAGCCUCAGCGCCUGUCUGGAUCCAGUCCUCUAUUACUUUGCCUCCUCUCAGUGCCAGAAACAGGUGGCGGCACUGCUCAGAUGUAAGCGCCUGGCACAAGCAGACAGCAGCUCAGCAACACAGAGUACAAGAACCAGUGGGCGGAGAGACAGCGGCAGGUCAUGCAAGAUGGAGAGCAUUCAAACUGGCCUGGGGAGCCAUUACAGCAGGCUGGUGGCUUAACUACAUGGACAUGAGGAGCCUGCUUCUGAGACACAAUUCAAACUUGCACACACAGUAUCAUUUAAAUCCUUACUAAAGAAAUGCUCUGGUUGGAUCAAAAGAGUGUGUGUCCAGGUAGUGCUGGACUUAUCCACCAGUGUGGGAUUGUGUGACAUGUUUGAUUCAUUUAGUUGGAUAGCAUAGCACAAACUUUUCUGCCAUUCUUUUCAGAUUUUUGUUUCUGUUUUUCAAGGAAUCGUAGGAGUUAAACAGCUAGCAUAUAACAAUGAUAUAGUUUUAAUCUGAAAAAUAUUACAUGUGAUGUAGUAACUGCAUUAUUGUAAGACAAAAACCUUCGGUUUUGACAUCUUUUUCUUAAUGCAAUUCAGUAUAUCACCAUCUGUUUUAAAAAAAAAAAGUAAAAUCAUGAAUCACUUAUGCACUGGCAUUCAUAGCGUACAGUAAAUAAUUCAAUCAAAACAAAACUACUACAUUACACAUAUUGCUUAAUACAAAUGUUGCUGUAUCUCUUUUUUUAUUUUUUAUUGCUGCUCACUCUGUGCUCUCUUUGUCGUCGGGGCAGAGCUCUGAAACACAGGAGAACAUAACAAAAGACAAACUGUAAGAGAAGAGAGCAAAUAUUCCCUUGUUGGCAGCAUUUCCAUUUCCUGACCAUGUGCAUUGUACUUGAAGUUUGCUGUAUAAAAACAAUGUAAUCAGAAGGUCAUACAUUAUGCAUUUCACAGCACAACAUCUCCACCUUGUGGUAACUUGUGUAAGUUGCUGUGUCCAAUAAAGAACUAGACCGACA
Molecule: messenger RNA, 2256 nt
Organism: Perca fluviatilis (European perch)
Lineage: Eukaryota; Metazoa; Chordata; Actinopteri; Perciformes; Percidae
Gene: f2r
Product: coagulation factor II (thrombin) receptor
Exons: 2
Coding region: 177-1466 (429 amino acids)
Biological process (GO): positive regulation of Rho protein signal transduction; blood coagulation; phospholipase C-activating G protein-coupled receptor signaling pathway
Cellular component (GO): membrane
Molecular function (GO): thrombin-activated receptor activity
Source: RefSeq, a predicted model, not a curated record